Messenger RNA from Didymodactylos carnosus, 210 nucleotides. The record is from the annotation of a GenBank genome assembly. NCBI's taxonomy places the organism in Eukaryota, Metazoa, Rotifera, Eurotatoria, Philodinida, Philodinidae.
AUGUUAGAAGCAUCAACACCAGCGUUGACAACGUCAACAAAAGACAACAAUGAAAAAGAAAUCGGGUGUUUACGCGAUUAUUUCAAAGAAAAUAUUCGAGUACUGGAAAAUAUUGGACAAUUUUCUUAUAUAAUUAAAAUACGUUUAGAUGAAUAUGAUGCAUCACUCACAUUUCAAUUAGACAGUACGUAUUUGACUAGAAUUCAAUGA